AAAGGUUUUAAAUUAGUUAAAGAGCAAGAAAAAAAAAAAACCCACACGAAAACUAACUAACAGGUUUUAAUGAAAAUUGGAGUAUUUUUGCGUCAUUACAUAACAGCCAGUGCUCCUCCUUACACACGUCAUUAAAUUCGAACCGGCUGAGUUUCGGAUUUUGGACUUUGAGACGGGUUGGUGUUGAUUCAUCACUGAUCAAAAGGCGACGUCGUCAGUGGUCAUCUGCACUACCGGAGUGGACACUUUGACACCGGGGUCGAGCAUGCGUCCACUCGUUGCUGUGCGGCGUUAGGGGCAGCAGCUGGGGGCGGGAGGGUAUUUGGGUCUGGACUCUCAAAGAGCGACAGCUGAGCGUGCAACCAUGAGGCUGCCCGAGGAAGUAAGCGUGUUGGGCCUCUCGCUUCUGGCUCCUGCAGUUUUGUACACGGUGAACAACGUCCCUGCACUCCACGAGCCUCUGCUCAUCCUCGGAGUUGGAGUCGUCGUCCUGGGAUCGGUUCUUCUUCUUCACUUCCUCCUCACUGUGCGCCAUAAAAAGACGGUGGAUCCUUUAUUUUACGUGUUCGCUGAGUUUUCCUUCACUUGCCUUGUGGGGCUGACUAAUGCACUAGAGCAAGAUGGCUUCAUUUCUGGCUUCAUGGGCUUCUACCUCAAGAUGGGUGAGCCUCAUCUGGGUACGGCGUAUGCCGUGAUGAUGUCAUACUGGGAAGGUGUCGUUCACUUUUUUCUCUUCUUAUUCAUCAUCCACCGCAUGUUCAGAGGGAAGUCCUGCCGCAGCCUGGCACUGCUUUGGGUGGGGUCCUCCAUCGCGCAUCAACUUGUUCACAUCCUUGGAGUGGUUGUAGGUAAACAUGGAUCAAAUAUCCGUCCAGCUUUUUGGAGGAACAUUCCCUGCUUUUUAGCCCCUUUCUGGGCAGCUUUCAUCCUGUUUAACAGGCCCAGACAGAUGGCAAUCAUCACGGCAGACAAGAUCGCAGCCCAGCAAAAGAAAGGCCUACUAUCUCGUCCUCUUGACCUGACACUGGUAGUGUUGCUACUAGCAUGUUUGGCCUUCUCUCUUUUUAGAGGCUUUGUGGUGCUGGACUGUCCUCUAGAUGUGUGCUUCAAAUACAUUUAUCAUUUUGAGCCGUACCUCAAAGAUCCCGUGGGCUUCCCCAGAGUCAUGAUGCUGGUUUAUUUGUUCUACGCUGUGCCCCUGCUGACAGUCCUCAUCUAUGGUUUGAUAAGACCAGGCUGCAGCUGGAUGCUGGACUGGACUCUCUUCCUUGCUGGUAGCGCCGCCCAGGCCCAGUGGUGCCACGUCGGAGCAUCUCUACACUCCCGGACGCCCUUCACGUACAGAGUCCCGACAGACAAAUUGUGGCCCGUGAUCACCGUCAACGUGCUGCUCGCCGCUGUGCCGGCUCUGUUGGCUCUCCGCUGCCACAACAGUCCUGCUUAUUUCAUGAAACCCGUUCCCAAAGGACAGAGCAAUAGCAGCAAGAAGAAAAACUAGACCGCACGGCAACCGAGGGUUCUCCAGGUGCACGUUUUGUCAAGACUAACGCCUCGCGGCAAAUCUUUUUAGCACGCUACUUGCGGUGUGUUCAAGGCCACCCAACCUGGAGGAAAGCUGCAAAUGUGUUUCUGUGAGUGGCCCCGUGUAGCACUCCCUGUCUGGACUGUUGGACCCUGAUAAGAAGGUCUUUAAUAGGGGGAGGGUUGGGGUGUCUUGAGCAGCUAGCACAGCUUUCAGGUGACUCAUCCAAACAUCAGUCUUAAUCGUUGACAAAAAUGAAACGAGAAAAUCAAUUUGCUACUAAAACAAACACAUUUACAGGACAGAAUCAUUUUCAACGAAGCGGAAAGUAUGUAACGAAGAUAAAUGUUCAAGGGACGACCAUGUCACAAACCCCUCCCCCCCCUAAAAAAAUGACCCAGUAUCGCAAAUCUUAAUAUUGAACAAUAAAGGUGAAUAUUAGUCUGAUGUCCUUCAUCUGUCUCUGUCCGCUUUGUAUAUUAAUUGGAAUUCAUUCAAAUUGACACGCUGACGCUGCGUUUGAGUGGAGUUGAUCUUUCACUCGAUGAUGUCACAUCGCCUUACGUGCUGCACACCGCUGGCCCGCAUAACUGAUAACAGGUGAACCCUGGACGGAAGUGCACUGUCUCACUCGACGAUCAAUCACGUGACAUCCUUGUUGGUUCCCGACGGAAGUAAAAAAAAAAAAAUGCUCCCAAAAAAGUAGAGUUGUAGCUAUUUAUCUCUACUCUUAAUGAUUUGAAUUGAUCAUUUAUUCUGUGAUCACAUUCUUAUCUCAAAUCGUCGCUGUCCAUCCAAAUGAAUUGAAAUGACAUUAAUCCUGAUCAAAAACACCCAAAAUGUCUGCAAUGUUUUUGUAACUAGGAACUUUGACUCUAUAAUACUGUACUUGAAAGAAAACAAUAAAAUAGAAUGUAAAGACUAAAACAGUUUUUGCCGUGCUGCUCCUGGGGGCACUAUAAUACAGACCUGAAUAUACAUGCAGAGGCUCACUCCUCAGUAACCCAGAGUGAUAUUAUUCUUCACAGAGGAUAAAAAAAAUAUAUG
Messenger RNA from Syngnathoides biaculeatus (alligator pipefish), 2569 nucleotides. It is a transcript of the gene tm6sf2a, whose product is annotated as transmembrane 6 superfamily member 2a. Lineage: Eukaryota; Metazoa; Chordata; Actinopteri; Syngnathiformes; Syngnathidae. Gene Ontology annotation, biological process: lipid homeostasis; regulation of lipid metabolic process. The record is from RefSeq and is a predicted model, not a curated record. Gene Ontology annotation, cellular component: endoplasmic reticulum-Golgi intermediate compartment membrane; endoplasmic reticulum membrane. The coding region runs from base 365 to 1498 and encodes 377 amino acids. The transcript has 10 exons.